AUGUUGUACUUUACCCUCCGUUUAUUUAUCUUAUUUACUACGUCCAAACCUGAGCAAGUUCCAACAGAAAAGCCAACCACAAAAUCAUCGAUCAAACAUGUUGGCAAGCUCAUCACAAUUAUAUUAAGAGACUUUGAGCUGCACGAGAAUGAUGUUACCCUAACAGUACAUUCGUUCCUGAAUUUGUUCCCGACGGUGCAUAUAUACAUUUUGUAUGACGAGCUUCCUUAUCCUCCCUUGGAUAUAAUGUUAACGAAUAACACCCUUCCAAACGUAAAGUUUGUGAAACUAAGUCCCACGCUGAAGAAUUCCUUUUAUGACCAGUAUCCUGUUAAUCAAAUAAAGACAAAAUACGUACUGUUUGUACCUGAUUCUACGAGACUUACCUCAAGACAAACCAUUCAAAUAAUGAUCAAUGAGCUGGAGAAAUUCUCAGGACAUAUCAUAGCUGCUCCUUUGAGCAGUCACAAGAAAAACAUGAAAUGCCUAAGAAUCCAUAUGCACGUUAAAGAAUGGACUCUGAAGUAUAGUGAGAUCAAAGGCCUGGAAUGUGAUGGUGUAGUAGGGAAGCAUAUAAUUCUUCUAGAAACUGAUCAUUUGCGAGAAAUGUCCAAUGCAUUUUUGUUGCCCUUUCCACAGUCAUUGUAUGUUCAAACAUCAGUAUUAAACUUCAAGGUAAAAAUUGUCAAAGGCCUAUCGUUCCACGAAGGUAAACCGAUUCUUCGUUCCCAUCAUGCCCAGUGGAAGCUAAAGCAAACCGAAGCGCAGCGUUUGAAGAAGUUAUAUAAUUUAUUCAAGAUCAAACAAGUGGUCAAGGAAAGUGGCAUUACGGAAUGGUAUGGUUGUACCAAAGAUACGUCUAGGUGUUUUGGUACGGUGCUGGAAAAUAUGCCGUCUUAUCUGUAUGAGAAAAAGUGGACACCGCCUUGCUGUCUCUCAAACCUGAGGAAAACUGCAAGGUACACUUUCGGUAUUUUGGAUGAAUCUGGGAUCAGGUAUUGGUUGGAAGCUGGUAGUUUGCUCGGCGCAAUGAGGAGUGGUGACAUACUGCCGUGGGAUCACGACGUGGAUGUCGGAUUUGUCAGAGAAGACCUAACUAGAUGCCAUUGGCUGAAGCAAGCUAAAGACCGACCGGUCAUAGACAACAAAGGGUUUCUCUGGGAGAAAGCUACCGAGGGUAACUAUUACCACGUCCAUUUUAGUAGGACCAACAAGAUCCACGUCAAUCUGUUUCCUUUUUAUUCGAAAAACGGCACUAUGGUUAGAGAUUCUUGGUUUACGAGCCAUAGGAAUAUGGAAUUCCCGGAGAAUUUCUUGCACCCUAUGUCAAGUAUAGAUUUUGUGGGUAGGAGUGUACCGAGUCCGAAUAACAUACGGGAUUUUCUGGAAAUGAAGUAUGGAAGUGGCGCUAUUGAAAAUCCGGAAUAUCCAGAUCCUGCUAAAUUGAGGUUUCCGUAAUACGAUAUAAUAAAAUAAAAAUGUAGCUACACCGAUUUUGCUCUAAAACUUUACUAUGUGAUAAUUAUCGACCAUAAAUGUAUUUCAUUUGUUAAAGCUGGCCGCAAACUGUACGACCUCUUCACUCGAUUUUUGCAUAUUCUUGCGAUAGUCGAAAAAUGUGGACAUCGAAAAUAGACAUUUGCUUUCACUGUAGAUUGUAAUAUUGGAGCAUUGCUAAUUAUAAUAAAAACUUGUCAUACAUUAUAUUCAUAUUAACUUAUUUAUUUCUAUCUUUGCAAAGAUAAAAUAUUCCAACUCUCUGUAUCUGCUGAGGUGUGAAAAACUCUAAAAUUUUCGAUGUAUGUCUUGUAUAUAACGUUUCUGCUGACCCGUCUAAGGAUCACAUCAAAAUCAGUUAUUGUCAAUGAUAGCUACACAUUUCUAGUGCCAAAGAUUUAAAAAAUAUAAUCGACUCUUCCAAUUUUCUUGUGAUCCUAUU
Acanthoscelides obtectus is the source of this 1939-nucleotide messenger RNA. The record is from the annotation of a GenBank genome assembly. Lineage: Eukaryota; Metazoa; Arthropoda; Insecta; Coleoptera; Chrysomelidae.